This is a messenger RNA of Miniopterus natalensis, 360 nucleotides long. RefSeq names its product keratin associated protein 3-1 (gene KRTAP3-1). NCBI's taxonomy places the organism in Eukaryota, Metazoa, Chordata, Mammalia, Chiroptera, Miniopteridae. The record is from RefSeq and is a predicted model, not a curated record. Gene Ontology annotation, molecular function: structural molecule activity. Gene Ontology annotation, cellular component: keratin filament.
CAAAUCUUGACACCAUGGCUUGCUGUGUUCCCUGCUGCUGCAGCGUCCCCACCGGCCCCGCCACCACCAUCUGCUCCUCUGACAAAUGCUGCCGCUGUGGAGUCUGCCUGCCCAGCACCUGCCCACAUGACAUCAGCCUCCUUCAGCCCACCUGCUGUGACACCUGCCCCCCACCCUGCUGUAUGCCUGACACCUAUGUGCCCACUUGCUGGCUGCUCAACACUUGCCACCCAACUCCCGGACUGUGCGGGAUCAACCUGACGACCUGCGUGCAGCCCUGCUGUGACAGUCCCUGUGAGCCCUGCUGUUAGGCAGCCAGGACUCCGCACAGGGUCAGUGAUGUGCUGCUCAGUGUCCUCC